Acipenser ruthenus (sterlet) is the source of this 4105-nucleotide messenger RNA. It is a transcript of the gene ric8b, whose product is annotated as RIC8 guanine nucleotide exchange factor B. Bases 113 to 1711 code for a protein of 532 amino acids. Gene Ontology annotation, cellular component: plasma membrane; cytoplasm. Lineage: Eukaryota; Metazoa; Chordata; Actinopteri; Acipenseriformes; Acipenseridae. Gene Ontology annotation, molecular function: G-protein alpha-subunit binding; guanyl-nucleotide exchange factor activity. The record is from RefSeq and is a predicted model, not a curated record. The transcript has 10 exons. Gene Ontology annotation, biological process: G protein-coupled receptor signaling pathway.
GGUUGAAGUGGGUGGUGUGUGUUGUGGAGAUUUAUUUUUCUGAUUUGUAUAUUUCAGAGUGCCUUGGCAUUAUUUAUUCCGUUAAAUUGUAUUUAUUGCAGUUCGUUAAAACAUGGAUUUAAAUAUUGUUUUAUCAAAGGUGGAGAGUAGAAUUAGCAAUGAAGAAGAAAUUGAAAGUGUCUUGCGGGAAUACAACAGAGAGAACAGUCGAACAUUCAGUUUUGACCUAAAAGAAGAAGAAAAGCGAAAGAAACUUUGCGAGGAACUGAUCAGAAUCUUAGGGAAGGAUGUGCAGGCUUCUUGCCAAACCAUGUGCCUGGAGACAUUGCGUAUUCUUUCACGGGACAAGAAAGUACUGGGACCUGUGGCAACCAAACAAGGCAUGUUAGUCUUGGCUCAGUUGGCCGCUCUUCAAGUCACAGGAGAAUCGGUUCCAGAGAUUUUAGAGGUGGGGCUGGUGGUCGAGGCGUUGAAAUGCCUCUGUAACGUGAUUUUCAACAGUGUGGCAGCACAGCAGCUGAGUGCUGAGAUCAAUCUUGCUUUGGGGCUGUGUGCCCGCCUGAGGAUGUACACAGGCCAGGGACUAAGUCAUGAGGUAGCACUGUUCUCACUGCGCCUCCUUUUCCUGCUGUCAGCACUGCGUACAGAUGUGCGAUCAUGCUUGAGGCAAGAGCUGAAGGCAGUAGACCUAUUGAUUGAAAUCUUGGAGCACAUCCUCAGUAUAAAGUGGGUAGGGAAAUACGAAGUUGCAGUAGAUCUGGAGGCUCCACCCUUACCCCUAGAAGACAACGAGCGUGCAAUGGAGGCUCUGAAAACUCUCUUUAACCUCACUCUGUCAGAUUUCAAUGAUGAGGACGGUGCCCACCAGCUUCGCCUCAUCACUGCCAUCAUGCGCCAUGUUUUGAUGAUAAAGACUCAGACGGAGGACAAAACAGAGGAAUUGCACAGCCACGCCAUCAAUCUGCUAAGCAACAUUCCUGUUUUGUUCCUGGACGUGAUGAUCAGUGUUCAAAGCCAGGGAGGAAUCGAGGAAUACAGUGGGAAGAACAUGGAUGUCAUCCAGAUCUUAUUGGAUUUUAUGGUAAAGAGGAUAGACAAGGGCUCCAAUUUUAAGGAAGGACUUACCCCCGUGUUUAGCCUAAUGACCGAAAGCUCCAGACAUCACAGAGAUAUCAGGAAAUACAUUAAAGCUCAGGUUCUGCCUCCACUAAAAGAUGUAAAGAACCGUCCGGAAGUGGGAACAACUAUCCGAAACAAACUUGUGCGUCUCAUGACACACGUGGACACUGGCGUGAAGCAAAGUGCUGCUGAAUUCCUCUUUGUGCUCUGCAAAGAAAGUGUUGACAACUUGUUAAAGUACACUGGCUAUGGCAAUGCAGCGGGGCUCCUGGCUGCUCGAGGGCUGUUGGCAGGAGGAAGAGGAGGAGGCCAGUACUCCGAAGAUGAAGAUUCAGAUACAGAGGAGUACAAAUCAUUAAAACCUUUUAUUAAUCCUAUCACUGGCCAUGUUGAAGAACCAAUGCCAAACCCCAUUGAGGAAAUGACUGAAGAACAGAAAGAAUAUGAAGCCCUCAAACUAGUCAACAUGUUUGAUCAGCUUUCCAGACAACAUAAUGAAUUACGCGUGUCAAUAUGGGCCCACUGUACAGCAAAGGAGAUAAAGAGAUUCUCGAACAACAGCAGAAGGUGUUUUUUCUUUUAUUUGGAGUAGUGAUCAAGCUAAAUGGCAGCGUGUAGUUAAGGCUCGUAUAGCUGGUUCUGAAGUAACUCUCGGGUGACCUGCAAGUGGAGACAGGAAUGCACUUUACCAACUCCUUAAUUGUGACUCCAUUCCAGCUGAGGGUCCUUCAGCAGACUGCCUUGUUUGUGAUGGGAUCAUUUCUAAUACAAAUUGGAACAGGAUGUUAUAUUGGGUGUCACUGUGCAAAAUGAAUACAGACAUGUUGUUCUUCUAUUUAAGAGAUCUGUCAUCAGUUUGCUUACUAUGCAGAUCACUGUAUGUGAGAAUUUAAUGACUAUUAUUGUAGUGAAACUCUAUUAGAAAACACUUAGCAGUUAUAGUGAAUUGAUGAAAGACUAAUUUACCAUAAACACCUACAGUGUUAAAAAUAUUUAUUUUAUAUAACUUUCCAAUAUAAAUGUCUCGGUUUCUUUGAUGUAUAAUACAGCGUAUUAAAUACACAUGACUGGCGGAGCAAAUGUUACAAACUAUUGUGGAACAUUUUGCAAAGUAUUCAGAGUUGCUGUUUUCUCCCAAAAAGUGUCUGAAUAUGCAAUCACAGAAAAUAGACAUUUCACAUUAGAAGUAAUAGAUUAAGUAAAACAAUAAAACACUGAUAAACUGUAUUGAAAAUGUGGUCCAGAUAAACCUUGAAUAUAUAUUUGCUGUUUCAUAUAUAUAUAUUUUAGCUCAAAGAGCCAGCUGCCCUACAUACAUACAUACAUACAUACAUACAUACAUACAUACAUACAUACAUACAUACAUACAUACAUACAUACAUACAUACAGUGGUUUGUAGAAGUAUUCACCCCCUACCAAUAAUGUCACAUUUUGUUGAAUUACAAAUAAUGUGUGCACAGUUUUUCAAACAAACUUUUUUUUAUUCAAAGCUGUAGUGGUUAAACUGAACACUGUUAUAUGAGGAGGAGGUUAAAGCAAAACUUGCAAAGAAAAUGUACAAAAUGAAAUGUACUGGUUGCAUAAGUAUUCAGCCCCUUAAGUCAGUACUUGGUAGAAGCACCUUUUGCAGCAAUUACUGCUAUGAGUCUUUUUGGAUAGGUCUCUACUAGCUUUGCACAGUAGGAUGGUGAAAUUUUUGCCCAUUCUUCACAGGAAAAUUGCUGCAGUUCUGAUAAGUUUGUUGGGGAUCGCCGAUGAACUGCAAUCUUCUCGCCAUAAAUUUUCGAUUGGAUUCAAGUCAGGGCUUUGACUGGGCCACUCAAGAACAUUAAUUCUCUUCUUGUUCAACCACUCCAGUGUGGCUUUGGCUUUGUGCUUCGGGUCAUUGUCCUGCUGAAAUAUGAAUUUCCUCCCCAGUUUCAGAGUCGUGGCUGAACAGGUUUUCCUCAUGGAUUUGCCUGUACUUUGCACCAUCCAUUCUCCCCUCUGUCCUGACAAGCUUCCCAGUCCCUGCUGAAGAGAAGCAUCCCCGUAACAUGAUGCUGCCACCACCAUGCUUGGCAGUUGGGAUGGUGUUGAUUGGGUGAUGUGCAGUGUUGGGCUUGCGCCAGACGUAACGCUUGGAAUUUAACCAAAAAGUUAAAUUUUUGUCUCGUCUGACCACAAAACCUUUUUCCUCAUGUCUGCGGUAUCAUCUACGUGCUUUUUUGCAAACUCCAUACAUGCUUUAAAAUGAGGCUUUUUGAGUAAUGGCUGCUUUCUUGCCACUCGUCAAUAUAUGGCCAGCUUUGUGUAGGGACUGGCUUAUUGUUGAUUUGUGAACACUGACUCCUAUUUCCGACACAGAACUUUGCAGAUCUCUCAAGGUCAUUGUUGGCUUCAGAGUGACAUCCCGAACCAGUUUGCUGCUUGCCCGGCUGCUCAGUUUGGGAGGGUGAUCUGAUCUGGGUAGUGUCUGGGUGGUAUGAUGCAUCUUCCACUUCUUAAUGAUGGACUUCACUGUGCUGAGAGGGAUAAUCAGCGCCUUUUGAAAUUUUCUUGUACCCUUCUCUUAAGUGGUGCCUCUCUACCACUUUAUCCCUGACUUGUUUCGAAAGCUCCUUGGUCUUCAUGGUUGCUUUGCUGGAUCACUAUGUGAGUUGCAGCUUGAAAGUCUUUAUAUACCUGAGGGAAAUUGUCUACAAGUUAAACCACUUUGAGUACACAAGACUGAAAUCAUUUCACUAAUUUUCACUAAUAAUUUGCACCUGAGCUGAUUUAGGGCUGCAGUAGCAAAGGGGUUGAAUACUUAUGCAACUGAGAUUAAUCUGUUUUUCUCUGUAAAUCUUACUUAUUUAUAUUCUAUAUGCAUUUUUUAACUUUAUUAAUGUGGAGUAGUUUGUGUAGAUUCUACAUGUAAAGUCUAAUUUGAAAGUGUCGUGGAGUACGCUCAGGUGCUAGCAAAAUGUGAAAACUUUGCAGGGGGGUGAAUACUUCUACAAACCA